This is a messenger RNA of Boeremia exigua, 1759 nucleotides long. RefSeq lists its product as uncharacterized. The record is from RefSeq and is a predicted model, not a curated record. Lineage: Eukaryota; Fungi; Ascomycota; Dothideomycetes; Pleosporales; Didymellaceae. The transcript has 2 exons. The coding region runs from base 184 to 1659 and encodes 491 amino acids.
AGCAGUGAAUCUGAGGCUAAGCUGGCUCACGUUGCAGGAAAAAAGGCGGUCUAAGAAUGUGAGCCAAGUAUUCUACCACGACAGCAAAGUAGAGGGAAUGUAGAAUACACUCCGUAGAAGACUGUUUUGCCUACAACAUAGGUAAACGUUAACUAGAUUUCAGCUUUAAGCAUUGUAAUAGCUAUGAGUUCAUUGUUGAAGUUGGUCAGCUUGAAAUGUGAGAGGCUGGGGUGCUGUUGCGCUAGUCACACACUUCUAACUCUUGCCGCCCCAUCAAACAAACCUCCAACCGGCUACAAAACCAUGGGUUUGACAAGCGGUAGCCACGACAUCCCAUAUCUUCCAGCCGAGGUCCACCUGGUCAUCGCGCGGUAUUUACAUCGUGACGAUCUCCCCAGGUACCGCUUGGUCAGCAGAGUACUUGCGGAUAUCGGCAAACCAGAACUCUUUAAAACAAUCGUACUGCAGAGCACUGUAGCCAGUGUGUCGGCACUCAAGCAUAUCUUACAGAACAAACAGCUAUCCAAUCUUGUUCGAACUUUGAUAUGGGAUAUCAAUACGUAUAGAAUUGGUACGGACGUGAGAGAUUGGCAUGAAUGGACGGGAUACUGCGAAUCUCGAGCAGAACAUGUCGAUUCUGAUCAGGCAGCCCUUUACAUGGAGCUCGCUGCAAGUCGACAACAUUGGGAGAGUUACCUGUCUCGCGUAGAUGAAGAGAGGGCUGUCACUCGGGAGAUACAGCUUUUGACUCGCAAUAAAUUGCGACUACCAAAUUUACAGGCAACUUGUAUUGUCAAAGGCGCUUAUCAGCUUGAUGACCGGCAUGUGAGUCGAUCACAAGCGCAAGCCAUGCGACUUCCUGUGACUCGCCCACUUGAAAAAUGGCGGGGAGACACGUUAACUCAUUCUGUUACGUCGGCCUGCUUGUCUAUCAGCGAUCCUGUUAUCUCUAAUACAACCAAAUGUCGGAUCUUCGGAUUCACAUUGCGAAAGUAUAGCGAAACCAAUGUCGCCUCACAUGAGCAAGAGGAAAAAACCAGAGUGACCAGCUUAAAGAUCAAACUCCGCGCCUCAGAGCACUACCGGUAUCCACCUCGAAAGUUUCAAGUUCAUGCGUUUUCCACGUAUCUUGUGCGGCGUCCGAACCUCGAAUCUUUACGCCUCGAUCUUCACAGCCGCAUCGACACAACCGACUCAGCACAGACGGCAAUUCAAGACAUCUUCGAGCCGACUGACACAUCCGUUUCUCCAGAGCACCAUACACUCGCAACAUGGCCGAAGCUUCGCAAACUAUCCUUGAAUCACUUCGACUCCAGCCCGAGAGCGCUCGUAUCUCUUGUGACCAGACACAGCUCAACGCUACGAGACCUGAGACUCAAGGCUAUAUGGCUUGACAACAGAGAGGAGGAGGAGAAUCCGGUACAUCAGACUUGGGUGGAGGUUUUCAGGAGCAUCGGAACGAUGACCAAGCUGGAUAAGGUCGUACUAUCGGGCGCGUUUCGUAAUACCAGCCACGAAGAUGAUGUCUGGGAUUUCGACGAUGAGAAACUCCAAAGUGCUGUGGCUGAUUGGAUUUGUGAUCUUGGCAAGGAUUCAUUUCAGGAUAGCCACAUGAUCAUUCGAGAGCCGUUGAAGGCACGCAUGGCGCUGCUGGAGUGAGGACAGAAUACUGGGGAAGGAGCUGCAAGUAAAGUUCGAAGGGAUCGGCCCGUCCUGUUUAGCUUCUUGACGAGUGCUGGGCUUGGCUCGGCCUGCUUUC